Messenger RNA from Ascobolus immersus RN42, 961 nucleotides. NCBI's taxonomy places the organism in Eukaryota, Fungi, Ascomycota, Pezizomycetes, Pezizales, Ascobolaceae. The record is from the annotation of a GenBank genome assembly.
CUCACAAUCCGCCGCCUACAAUCCAUCAAAUCCAACAACGCACAACAACCAAGCCAUCCAACACACCGGCUGAACCAGAACUUAACCUCAAGUUCCAACCACAACAAAUCUCCACAAUGGUCAAUCUCAACAUCUUCAACUGGUACGCCCGCGCCAACGAGGCUAUCGCCGCCCUCCCAUACGCCAUCGACGCCCUCCUCACACGGGACAACGGCCUCGCAUCCUUCGACCCAUCCACGCGAGUCCUGCCCUACACCGACCGGGAAUGGGACUUCCACCACCCCACCCCCGGCAAGCUCCACGACUUCAACGACCAAGAAUACACCGUCUGGUAUGACUACGACACCAAGCUGGACCCCUACCUCUCGCGCAUCACCCGAAGCCUCUACCUCACCUUCGACGAAAACAUCAUGGACUACGACUCCAUCUUCAACUUCUCAUUCCCCACCACCAGCCCCAUCUUCCCCGGAACCAUCAUCCUCCCCCGCACAAACCUCGACGUCGCCAAACUCCUCAUGUUUGAGGACUUCCUCGCCGUCCACAGCGUCACCCGCGGCCGCUUCAUGCCCUACACAUCCGACCGUGCCUUCGAGAAGCCCAGUGUCCCCAUCACGACCAAGAAACGUCUUGGCGAGCUGGUAGAGGGGAAUCUUGCGAUGGCGGACUUGACGGCGGCGGGAGUGAGGACUAGCAUUCGGCUCGGGUUGAGAGAGUCGAAGUUGAGUGAGGUGGAGCAGGCGUGGAUGGAGGAGGAGACGCUGGAGGAGGCGGAGGAGAGGUUCAGGGAGGUCAAGAAGGCGGUGUAUGCUAGAUGGAAGGCCGCCAGGGCGGAGGUCGAGGCGAGGGAGAAGGUGGUGGACGAGAUUGAGACGGGUAGUCCGACCUCCCAAGUGGGGGUUGAGGAUCCGGCGAUUCAGUAGGCGGGAAAUCGCUUCGGGGUUUUUUUGUUUUUUCUGUAGAG